Molecule: messenger RNA, 462 nt
Organism: Solanum stenotomum
Lineage: Eukaryota; Viridiplantae; Streptophyta; Magnoliopsida; Solanales; Solanaceae
Product: probable CCR4-associated factor 1 homolog 11
Exons: 2
Coding region: 1-462 (153 amino acids)
Cellular component (GO): CCR4-NOT core complex; P-body; CCR4-NOT complex
Molecular function (GO): poly(A)-specific ribonuclease activity; nucleic acid binding
Source: RefSeq, a predicted model, not a curated record
AUGUCAUCUUCUUCAUCAACAACACCACUUCUUCCUCCACCGAGCAUUAGACAGAUUUGGGGUGUCAACGCCAAAGAGGAGUUUUACUUGAUCGAGAAUGAUGAACAUCCAUAUGUAUCUAUUGAUACUGAGUUUCCUGGAUGCAUCAUUAAGGGUAGCGUAUUAGCUGAUCUCUUAGUUAGCUCCGGCGUUGCAGGUCGAGAAAAUAAAGUGAAGGCUUAUGUUCUGUUUCAAGGAGCUUACGACCUGGGUUAUUUGGUGAAAUUACUAUCCGCAACUGAGUUACCUUCUACCUUGAAUGAUUUUCUCCUUGAGUUGAAAAACUGGUUCGGAAAAUUUUAUGAUGUAAAAUACAUUAUCAAGAAGCACCAGAUGCAUGGAGGUUUGGAUAGAAUCGCAGAGUUUUUGGAUUUGAAAAAGGGAAGUAGGGUAACGCAUGACACGGAUCAGACAUUUUUUUGA